CGCGCGCACGGCUCUGACGUCGGCGCUCAGCAAGUCGGCGCGAGUCCCUGUGUGUGUGCAGUUGUGUUUCUGCGCUCGGUUUUCCUUCCCCGAGCUUGUCAGUCAGUCGGCUUCUUCAUCUCCUUAUUCGGUUCCUUUUGCAGCCAUGUGCACGGAACGUGAAAAGUGCUGAGUUUACAAACAAAAGUCAACAUUUUCACUCUUUUUUAUUUUUUAUUUUAUUCGGACCUGCGCGCUUGUCGUCUGGGGAUUUAACGCGCGCGAGCUGUCAGAACUGGAAGUAGAGCGCGCGCGGCGACCGCAAACAACACCGGACACACACACACACACACACACACACACACACACACACACACACACACACACACACACACACACACACACACAGAGGAGAGAGACUUUAAAGCAUAAAGGCAUAAAGCAAUAUACAACUGUUCUCUCUCUCUCUCUCUCUCUCUCUCUCUCUCUCUCUCUCUCUCUCUCUCUCUCUCUCUCUCUCUCUCUCUCUUGCUUUCUUUUUUUCUUUUCUUAUUGGAUUACCGGUUGCACAGCAACGGAGACCCGUGAUAAAUCUGGAUGUCGUAGUUAAGGUCUAUCAAAUGAUCCAGGCAUGGAGUCCAAAAGAUACCAAAGUAUUUACGAAGGUACAGACAGAGAAAACAGAUGGGCCCAGAUGCCAGGAUCUAUUGAGCAGUGCUGCACAGCAGAGGAGGAGAGAGCGCUGAUGAACAGUGAUGUCCUGAUGGACAUUGUAAAUGCAAGUAAUGCAUCCAGUGUCCCUGCUCCAAAGUGCAAGGAAAGUGGAGGAAAAAAGGCCGAGAUGCCAAUUCCCCAGCUCAAUCCUGACCAGCAGCUCAGCUUCCCUGCAUAUAAUAACUCCAUUCAUGGCCGCAAGCCGGAAGACUCUAAAGAGCUUUCCAAAACUGUUGCUGAGUCUAUGGGCUUGUAUAUGAAUGCUGCCAGGGAGGCUGAAUUUGCCUUUGGCCAGCAGGGACCACCUGCCAAAUGCCAGGACAGCCCUGGAAAACUUUACCCUUUGUGUGGCAGAGGGAUCAAGGACAAUCAGUCAGGGACUACUAGGAGCCCGAAAAUAAAAGCUGCUCCGACAUUAUUUCCAACCAUGUCCCAGUUACCUAAUGGUAGCCUUGGUGAGUGUGGUGUAGGCACUGUGCCAACACCUUCCACCUUGAACACAGUUCUGUCCAGCCCUGCUGAAGAAUCCAGCAGCAUUUCCAGCCCAAGUGGAAAUAACAUUGUGACUUCCACCACCAGUCCCACCUACUUUGGCACUAGUCACCCUUCCUUAGGCAGUCCAGCCAGUCUGGGUCCAGUUGCUUCAGGUCUGGCACCAACUCAACGUGUCAACUCAAGCACCUGCAGCCCAACAGAAUCUAGCACUAUGGGCACUCCACCACUAGCAAGCCCCUUUAACGUGAUGAAAUCACCUAUCUCAAGUCCACAGAGCAUGGGAAGCGUGAGGACACCGCAGUCCUGCAGCACCAACAUGAGGUCAUCUGUGUCCAGUCCCACAGGAAGUGGUGGCAACUUGAGGCCUUCUGGGUCUAGUCCACCCACAGUUGGUUCCAUGGCUUUGUCCAGUCCAAGGAACCCUUCCCGGACAUUUUCUGCCUCAAGCCCUCCCAGUAGUCUUGGCUUAGUUCAGAAUGACAUCCACAGCCCUGAUGGCCAAGAGCAUGACUUUAAAGACUUCAAGUUCCCCAAAGUGGAGAGCUUGGAUGGGGAAAUAUUUAAUGUUGGCCUGGACUCCAUGGGGAUGGUCAAGUACAUCAAAAAUGAGCCAGACACUGAUUACAGGAGUAUGUGUCUGGGCAAUAGCAAUUGCAGUGCGCCCCCUUUGCCAUUUACAUCUCAUAUUAAGACUGAGCCCAACAGUGAAGCAACUUGCACCAAUGCACACUAUGGGGAACCCCAGCAGCCAAUGGGACUCUUCCCAGCUUCAGAGACUACAUACUUGUCCUUGAGGGAUAAUAUUGACGAAUACAGCCUCUCUGGGAUUCUGGGACCUCCUAUUUCUUCUCUUAAUGGCAACUAUGAGUUUGGUGUGUUUCCAAACAAUGACAUGCCCAAGGGGAUUAAACAGGAGACCAAUGAUGGCAGCUAUUACCAAGAGAAUAAUAAUGUGCCCUCAUCAGCUAUUGUCGGCGUUAAUUCAGGUGGACAUUCAUUUCAUUACCAGAUCGGAGCACAAGGAACAAUGUCGUUUUCGCGGCAUGACAUGCGGGACCAGACAAACUCCUUGUUGAAUCUAAUUUCUCCAGUUACAGCGCUAAUGGAGACAUGGAAAACACGCCCAGGCCUGUCGCAGGCUCAACUGUCCGCCUGCGGGGAGGGCUACCCAGCUCCAGGCUGCGUCUCUGACACCAUGGCAAGCGCUCCUUUAAGACACUCAUCCUCCACGGCUAAAGUGUGUUUGGUGUGCGGGGACGAGGCGUCCGGGUGCCACUACGGCGUCGUCACCUGCGGCAGCUGCAAAGUCUUCUUCAAGAGAGCGGUGGAAGGUCAGCACAACUACCUGUGCGCUGGAAGGAACGACUGCAUCAUCGACAAAAUCCGACGGAAGAACUGUCCGGCUUGCCGGGUACGGAAGUGUCUGCAGGCAGGGAUGAAUCUCGGAGCACGCAAAUCGAAGAAGCUGGGCAAGCUGAAGAGCGUCAGCGAGGACUCGUCUCUUCAGAACUCAGAGAAGGAGCUGAGCUCGAAUAUGGCUUUGGUUCCUCACAGUGCCUCUGUGGCUCCCUUCCUCUCUCCGUCUGUGUGCAGCGUGCUGGAGCUCAUUGAGCCUGAGGUGGUGUUCGCAGGUUAUGAUAACACACAGCCUGACACCACCGAUCACCUCCUCACCAGCCUCAACAAACUUGCCGGCAAGCAGAUGGUGCGUGUUGUCAAGUGGGCCAAAGUACUUCCAGGUUUCCGAUCGUUGCCUAUCGAGGACCAAAUCACGCUUAUCCAGUACUCGUGGAUGUGUCUUUCUUCGUUCUCGCUUAGUUGGAGAUCGUACAAACACACCAACGCCCAGAUGCUCUACUUCGCCCCGGACCUCGUCUUCAACGAGGAGCGCAUGCACCAGUCGGCCAUGUACGACCUGUGUGUGAGCAUGAAGCAGGUCAGUCAGGAGUUUGUCCGUCUGCAGCUCACCUACGAAGAGUUCCUGGCCAUGAAGGUCCUGCUGCUCCUCAGCACCGUGCCCAAGGAUGGCCUGAAGAACCAGGCGGCGUUUGAGGAGAUGAGGGUGAACUACAUCAAGGAGCUGCGACGUUCGGUGGGCAAAGCAACAAACAACUCGGGACAGACAUGGCAGCGCUUCUUCCAGCUCACCAAGCUACUGGAUGCCAUGCAUGAUCUGGUGGGAAACUUGUUGGACUUCUGCUUUUACACCUUCCGUGAGUCUCAGGCUCUGAAGGUGGAGUUUCCUGAGAUGCUGGUGGAGAUCAUCAGUGACCAGAUACCAAAGGUGGAGUCGGGCCUCACGCACAUCCUUUACUUUCACAAGAAGUGACGAAAGCUGAGAUGGGGAAAAAAAAAAGGACAAGCGACAAAGAGACGAAGGAACGAAUAAAGAAUGAUGAAGAGGACACGAAAAGCCUCAGAAAGAGGGAAAGAAUGACAGAACGAGAUGGAGGAAGAGAAGGCACAUGUGGGCCAGGCCAGCUUGCUAUGCACAACGUCAGGCACGAAAGGCUCCGAUGUACGUACGCUAAACUAAACCCACCCCCAAUCCCUCAACCCCCUACUCCGACCCCCAUGCCAGGACAGAUGCAGAGACACACACAGAGAGCGAAAGACAGACAGAAAGAAAGAAAGAAAGAAAGAAAGAAAGAAAGAAAGCCAGAAAGCCGCGGCGAAAGAAAGAGAAUGAGAUGAGUUGUCUAGUUGUCUGUAGCCAGCCAGUGAACGUUUAGAGUUCCUUUCUCUUUGCCCCCAAAGACAAUGCUGACUAUCUAUGGAUAUGAAGCCAUAUGUUUCUUUGGUAAAGCUGUAGUGCACAGGUACAAGUGUAUAAAUAAUACUGAAACACAGUGGUAUACGGAGACACGGUAACGUCCUUGCAUCUACACGCUACACCCAUCCAGUACAGUCCAUCCUGCAAUCAAAUCCUGAGGCAUUUCUAUCAUUUAACUCAUCUCAACUCUACACACAUACUCUUUGGAUUUACAAUUUACAGAAAAAGAAGAAGAAAAAAAAAACAAUCUAGAAAAAAAAACAAAAAAAAAAACAGUCCAUAGUAUAUUUCUGUAGCAACUGUAUCAUCAUUAACUUUUUUUUGGGGGGUCGUUUGGGGAGUCAAAGCAAGGACAUUUUCCAAGGGCUACACUACCUAAAAUCUGAAGUGUGUCUAAUCGGUGUGUAUUAAAGCGCAGAGCAGUGUGCACCAUCUCAUCCCCAUGUUUAAGUGAACAGAACAAUCAAACCUGAACGGAUAUGCAAGCCCUUCUUAUUUUAGAGGGAAAAAAAUAUUCUACUUUUUUUUGUAGUCUUUUUUUUUUUUUGUAGGUACAGUUGAAGGACGCUGAGAUCGCAUCCCUAAAGUAGAUCUGUGGAAAAUAACAAAAAACAAAAAAACUGACUGCUGUGAUGAGCGAAAAGCACACAAGGGCUUUGUUUUUAUGACCUUUAGGCAUACGAGAUGCUCGCUACACCGCACAAUGCUGAAUGAAGCCGUAAGACCAUCAGAGCAGAAUCGGUUUAGGUUUAAUGCACUACAUCACUGAGAUUUUUUUUAUUUUUUUUUAAUGCAGAUUAUUAAUUAAAAAAAAAAACAUCCUAUAGUUUGAUUCGUUCGAUCUGCUGUUCUUUUAUCCUCUGUACAAUCUAUCGCUCCGAAGCGAAUAACAAAGGAUGUCUGGAGGCAUGCAGACAGAAAGACCAACAAGACAAAACAAACGGUGCAUCUCCAUUCCAGUAGAUGGAAGAGUUCCUAUUGAGAUCGUUUCGAGUUCAAGGAAAACGACACCGGAUCUCAGGAGCGAAUCCGUCGUGUAUAUAUGAUUACUAAAGACAAGAAUGUGAGCAUUAACUAAUGAAGGUUACUCAAGACUCAUGACGGAAGUCUAAAGGCUGUUGUUGUGCCAUUAAUUAGUUUGAGUGAAAGUUUAUGCGAAACAUAUUUUCUAAGAAGGCUUCUGGGAUUUUUAUUUCCUUUAAAGCUAUCGGCUAUAGAGAGGAAAAAACUCAUUCAAUCAUUUAACCUUGUCAGAUUUGAAGGUUUCACUUUAUUCGUAUUGCUCCAUGUUAACCAAGAAAAAAGUGAACCGAACACACAUCUGGAUAUAACGCGUUCUAAUGAACAUCUGGAAAUUUUUGACUGUAAUUCAACCGGACCCUGGAAAGUGUCGACACCCUGCAGCAGUUAUUGCUGAAUUAAAGAUUCAGAAUAAAGCGCUAUCUGUCUGCUUCCACAUACUGUACACGAGCGCCAAAACACCUACUGUUCGCUGGUGACGCUGUGAUUGACAAGGGCAAGACAGUAUGCCCCACCCACCAAGAGAGCACAGCUUGUAGCUUUGUAAUCCAUGGAGUCAACAACUAGCCUUAGACUUCCACUAUAAAUAAUUUUCCGUUCUUUUCCAACAAACAGAAAAAGAACGACAUUCUUGUUUGAGGUAAUCAUGUGUAUGCUGCAGAUAAAAUGAGAUUUAAUUCUCAAAGAUUCUCAAAGAAAUUCACUUUUUUUUAAAUAAAUUAAUUAAUCAGCGACCAGCUUUAUUAUACAUUGCAUCUCUUAUCCAUUGCAUUGCAUCUUAAUUGAUGUUUUUUCCAUGAAACAGACUUAAGCCACACCCACCAAAUUCAGGGACCAAUCAGAAUGGCCAGAGAGGUCUUUUUUU
Molecule: messenger RNA, 5846 nt
Organism: Tachysurus fulvidraco (yellow catfish)
Lineage: Eukaryota; Metazoa; Chordata; Actinopteri; Siluriformes; Bagridae
Gene: nr3c2
Product: nuclear receptor subfamily 3, group C, member 2
Exons: 9
Coding region: 611-3517 (968 amino acids)
Biological process (GO): regulation of DNA-templated transcription
Molecular function (GO): DNA-binding transcription factor activity; sequence-specific DNA binding; zinc ion binding
Source: RefSeq, a predicted model, not a curated record